Messenger RNA from Penicillium roqueforti, 228 nucleotides. RefSeq lists its product as uncharacterized. NCBI's taxonomy places the organism in Eukaryota, Fungi, Ascomycota, Eurotiomycetes, Eurotiales, Aspergillaceae. The transcript has 3 exons. The record is from RefSeq and is a predicted model, not a curated record. Bases 1 to 228 code for a protein of 75 amino acids.
AUGCCAAAAAGAAAGAGCGUUCUAGACCUACUAUUGCAUCGUCCCCCCCUUACACUAUCACCUCUGGCUAUAAAUGCCCCAGUACCAGAGGCAUCUCUGUCGCCAGAACCCUCAUUGAAACAAUUUAUAGGAUUUCAUCAUAUCAGACGAAAUUACGCCACGUGGACAUCAAUAAACACUAGCUGCGUGAGAAGAUUAAAAAGAAUCCCGACAUUCGCUGAUGUCUGA